AUGCAUUGUCAGGGGCUCUGUACGGCUCUGUCGCUUGUGGCCGCAGCCACUUCUCUUGCGUAUGCGGAGGGUGUGACGAAUGCAACAGUUGCCGCCAUAGGACCUGCGGAAGAACAGGUCGCGACGGACUCGUCGGCAUCGGGCAUUGACUACUUUGGCUUCGAAGCAACCCAGCUCACCGACAUUGUCAUUUCGAACUUGUCAAAUUCUGUUCAAAACAUCACGGAUGCAGAUCUCUUCAGCUUUGGUAACUCAGAUGAUGUCGCUUUACAAAAACGCGGUUCUACCUCAUGCAAGCUUCAUCCCAGCGAUCGACUGUGGCCGUCCAGAAUCAUCUGGACGCUACUUAACAAUGUGCUGGGUGGUAGGCUUAUUGAAGCCGUCCCGCUCUCAGCCGUUUGCUACCCAGAUUGGGAUCAGUAUGAUGAGGGCCAAUGUGAAGCAGUGACCGCGAACUGGAAUGAUCCUGCAUAUCUGGCUGCUGAUCCCACUGCAAUUGACUGGCCCAUCAACGAGGGUGUUACGUGCAUACCACCGUCCUUCGCUAGGCCCAACGCAACCUGCACCGACGGCGGUAUGCCUGCAUACGUCGUCAACGUUACCAAUGUUGCCCAGAUCCAACUCGCAGUGAACUUUGCCCGCAAUCUCAACUUGCGUCUCAAUGUCAAAAACAGCGGACAUGACUUCAAUGCGAAGUCCACCGGUGGCGGAGCCCUGUCUAUUUGGACACACUUUCUGACAGAUAUUGAAUUCCUCGGCGAAGCUAACAAGUAUGGCGGUCCUGCUUUCAAGAUUGGCUCCGGAGUCAGCACCGAGCAACUCUUCAAGGCGGCUGAAGCCCAUGGGUUGCAAGUCGUCGGGCCCCUUGCCCGGACUGUUGGUAUUGCCGGUGGUUUCUUCCUUGGCGGUGGCAAUUCGCCCUUGAUGCCAAAAUACGGCAUGGGUGCUGACCAAAUCCUCAGCAUGGAAGUUGUCCUUCCAGAUGGAAGAUUCGUCUCUGUUGACGAGAAGUCUCAUCCAGACCUGUUCUUCGCAUUGCGUGGUGCCGGACCUUCUACCUACGGUAUCGUCACGUCCGUCGUGUACCGCGCAUGGCCCAAGACCCCAAUCACCCGACUUACGUACACCUUCUCGAGAGGAAACGUCACAGCCGAUGAGUUCUGGGAGGGCAUGGAUUCUUUCCACGCUCUGGCACCCGCAUGGACGGAGGCCGGAAUUUUCACUUACUGGUCUGUUGCCUGCACUGACACAAUCGACUGUACUCUAUCAAUGGCUCCCCAAAUUGCCCCUGGUUUGAGCAUGGAGGAACUCAAAGCCAUUAACGCCCCCCUCUUCAACAACCUCAGUUCCAUUGGAGUGGUUGUUGAGAACCUCAACUACACCACAUUUGACGGGUAUCUUGCCGCUUACGAAGAUACCUGGACAACCGAUUCCAACACCGCCGGAUACUGGUUCUUCCAUACCACCUCCCGCAUCUUCCCCGAAAGUAACUGGAAGAACGCCGAGAAGCUCGCCGCCCAGAGUGCCGUGCUGCGCGGCACCGCCGAGGCUGGCGGCAUGGUCACAAUUUACUACGUCAAGCCCCCAAUCAACUCAGCCCUGAACCAGAGCAACGCUGUUCUUCCGGCAUGGCGCACAGGUCUCGCAUUUGCCAUGUCCAACGUCGUCUACGGCGCAAACUACACUGGCGAGCAGAUUGCCGAGGCCAACAGGGCAGCAGUCAAGGCUCUGCAGCCGUGGCGUGAUGUGAGUCCGGGCUCUGGCACCUACCUGAACGAAUGUGACAUCAAUGAGCCCGACUUCCAGCACGCACUUUACGGUGACAACUAUGCUUAUUUGUACAUGCUGAAAAAGAAGUAUGACCCCUGGGGUCUUUUAUACGCUACUCAAGCUGUGGGUUCUGAGGACUGGUAUAUAACGGGUCAGAUCGAGUACUACCCGACCCAGAACGGGCGGUUAUGUCCUGCUUAG
Molecule: messenger RNA, 1971 nt
Organism: Truncatella angustata
Lineage: Eukaryota; Fungi; Ascomycota; Sordariomycetes; Amphisphaeriales; Sporocadaceae
Exons: 5
Coding region: 1-1971 (656 amino acids)
Molecular function (GO): oxidoreductase activity; FAD binding
Source: RefSeq, a predicted model, not a curated record